GGCAUUUCCUCCCGGCUCGGGGCCGCGCCGCCCGCGGACCCUCCUCCGAAGGGAGUCGGUUUCCUGCCGCCGCCGCCCGGCACUCGGCGCUGGCUCCCGGGGAGCGGCCGCACUGGAGAUGGGCCCCCCCGCCGCCCCGCUUCUGCCGCUGCUGCUGGCUCUGCUCGGCCGACCCGACCCCGGGAGAGCCGAGGGCUGUGACCUGCAGCCGGUGACAGUGGAGCCGCCCAUCACCCUGUCCUACGCCACCAGCGCGGUGCCCCGGGGCUGUGUCAGCAGCAGCUCCGUGGGCACCAGCCAUGAAGUGCAUGUCCUCAGCGUUCAGUGGUCCAAGGCACCUGCCCUCCCGCUGAAGGUGUCGGUCGUGCCACAAGCUGUUGGCUGCACCCGGCCAGCGGUGCUCGUCCUCCUGUGUGCCCACUGCUCGGCCACCAUCACCUCCCCGUGCCCAGACCUGCUGAUCCGCACCGAUGCCCACCUCAGCCUGGGGACCACCGUGACACAGCGCUCCGAGCCACCUGCAGCUACCAGCACGGGGCAGCUGCUGGCCUGGGCCCAGAGCACCUAUGGGGGCAUCACGUCCUACAGUGAACUGCGGGACCCCCGCCGGGUGCAGCUGCGCCUGGGAGAAGACACUGGCAGCCCCCGGGACUGUGUCCCCCAGGAGCACUUUGAUGCCGCCCCGCACCUCGAGACCGAGGUCUUCUUCCACGGGAUGAAGGGCUGCUCACGUGGGGAUGCCCAGAGCACCAGGGCUGCCCACAUCAUCCGGCUGCAGCACGAGCCCAGGUCCCCUCUCACAGAGGUGAACCUGUCCCUGAGCUGUCCCGAGAGAGUGGAGAGCAACCAGAUCCUCAUCCUGCAGAGCCGGACCAACCUCACCUGGUCCCUCUCCGUCAACAACUGCCACAUCCAGUUCCUGGUCUCCGGGAACUACAAGAUCGCUCCCAUCUCCUCUCGGCUGCUCCCUGGGGAGCUCCUGCCUGACACAGAGCAGGGCCUGGUGGCCAAAGCCUUCGAGAAGAACUACAGCGUCAUCGCCUCCUACUCCACCAUCCCCACCAGUGCCCACAUCAGCCUGGAGAUCCAGGAGCAUGAGGUGGUCAGGAGGGCACCCACGACAUCCGCUCUCCCAGCCCCCAGCACUGACUCUCUGCCCAACGUGCUGCUGCUCAUGCUCCACCCCUGGAAGUGCACGGAUGAAACCAUGGAGAUUGUCAUUGCCAGGUCCCACCUGGAGCCCAUCAAGGAUGUGGUGAACAUGACCCUGAGGGACAUCAGCUGCCAGGCAGAGAAAAAUGCCACUCACUUCAUGCUGAAAACCCCCCUCAGCCACUGCGGCACCUCGCUGGAGAGCAGGGGCCAUGCCAACAACGAGCUCAUCCUCAACCUGGCCAACGGCACAGUGCUCCGGAGCGUGCGGGUGGCCUUCCAGUGCAAGAUCCCACGGGAGCUCUUCCUGCGCCUCUUCCCCUCCGCUGCCUUUGAGGUGCCACAGACAGAGCUGGAGGUCAACAAGGAGGCCUUUGUCCAGGCGUCCAUGCGCUGGGAGGACCAUCCAGCCGACCUGCAGCUGAAGGAGUGCUGGCUGGUGGUGCCAGGCCGGGAGCCAGAGCUGCUGGUGCAGGGUGGGGAGGCACAGGGGGCAGGGGUGGCUGUCCUGGAGGGUCCCCCUGGCACCCGCGGCAGGAAGGUCUGGCGCUUCCGCUUCACCUACACCGUCCCCGAGGGUGGACGUGUCCCCUUCUCCGCCACCCUCAAGUGCAAGGCUGGCUUGCAGAACAACACCAUCUUUGAGAAGGUCCUGGAGGUGACGGUGAAGGAUGGCUGGCGGCCACCUAACAGCCGGGGGCUGGGACUGGCUGCUGUCCUGGGCAUCACCUUCGGCGCCUUCCUCAUCGGGGCGCUCCUCACUGCCGGGCUCUGGUACAUCUACUCCCACACCCGUCCCAUCUCCAAACUGCAGCCGGUUUCCAGCACGGCGCCGGCCUCCAAGAGCAGCAGCACCAACCACAGCAUCGGCAGCACCCAGAGCACCCCCUGCUCCACCAGCAGCAUGGCCUGACCCCCCCACGGGGCCCCCUCCCCGAGCCCACCCGGCUCCUGGCUGCCGGACUUGGGGACCCAUCCUGGCCCCAUUAAGCUAUUUUUUUGCCCCAAAUCUCAGGCCGAGCCCAGAGGGGGCCUCCGUUACUCAUUCAGUGAAUGCUUUGGCCUCCCAAGGGCAACCCACUGUAAGGGGGGGAACCCUACAACCCCCCCCACCCCGGGGUCCCCCACUGCUGGGUGCACCAGGGAGGUGGAGAGAGCAGCUAUUGCCAAAACCCCCCCUCUCAAGGCUCCCCAUCAAAUGGGGGUGGGGGGGACAAAAGUGGGUGCCCCCAGGAUGUGCCCCAGCACUUGGGGUGACCCCUGGGCCCCUCCCCUGUCCCCCCCAAGAAUGCAGUGGGCAGCACUGGGAGCAUCAAAAGGUUUAUUGGGGGUGGGGGGGGUGAGGGGAUGCUGCCCCCUGUGGGGCAAUGGGCAAAAAACCACCCCCCACACCCCCCCAGCUCCCCAUCCAAGUUACAAACUCUUAUUAAUAAUAAUAAAAAUCUCCCCUAUGUUAAA
Messenger RNA from Apus apus (common swift), 2610 nucleotides. RefSeq names its product endoglin (gene ENG). Lineage: Eukaryota; Metazoa; Chordata; Aves; Apodiformes; Apodidae. The transcript has 15 exons. Gene Ontology annotation, biological process: vasculogenesis. The record is from RefSeq and is a predicted model, not a curated record. The coding region runs from base 119 to 2065 and encodes 648 amino acids.